This is a messenger RNA of Hipposideros armiger (great roundleaf bat), 1605 nucleotides long. It is a transcript of the gene HAND2, whose product is annotated as heart and neural crest derivatives expressed 2. The transcript is spliced from 2 exons. Gene Ontology annotation, biological process: regulation of transcription by RNA polymerase II; heart development. Gene Ontology annotation, molecular function: protein dimerization activity; DNA-binding transcription factor activity, RNA polymerase II-specific; RNA polymerase II transcription regulatory region sequence-specific DNA binding. Lineage: Eukaryota; Metazoa; Chordata; Mammalia; Chiroptera; Hipposideridae. Bases 17 to 670 code for a protein of 217 amino acids. The record is from RefSeq and is a predicted model, not a curated record.
GGGCGCGGAGGGCGAGAUGAGUCUAGUGGGGGGCUUCCCCCACCACCCGGUGGUGCACCAUGAGGGCUAUCCGUUUGCCGCCGCCGCCGCUGCUGCCGCCGCCGCCGCUGCCAGCCGCUGCAGCCACGAGGAGAACCCCUAUUUCCAUGGCUGGCUCAUCGGCCACCCCGAGAUGUCGCCCCCCGACUACAGCAUGGCCCUGUCCUACAGCCCUGAGUACGCCAGCGGUGCCGCCGGCCUGGACCACUCCCAUUACGGGGGGGUGCCGCCGGGCGCCGGGCCCCCGGGCUUGGGGGGGCCGCGCCCGGUGAAGCGCCGGGGCACUGCCAACCGCAAGGAGCGGCGCAGGACUCAGAGCAUCAAUAGCGCCUUCGCCGAACUGCGCGAGUGCAUCCCCAACGUGCCCGCUGACACCAAACUCUCUAAGAUCAAGACGCUGCGCCUGGCCACCAGCUACAUCGCCUACCUCAUGGACCUGCUGGCCAAGGACGACCAGAACGGCGAGGCGGAGGCCUUCAAGGCCGAGAUCAAGAAGACAGAUGUGAAAGAAGAGAAGAGGAAGAAGGAGCUGAACGAAAUCUUGAAAAGCACAGUGAGCAGCAACGACAAGAAAACCAAAGGCCGGACGGGCUGGCCGCAGCACGUCUGGGCCCUGGAGCUCAAGCAGUGAGGAGGAGGAGGAAGAGAGUGCGAGUGAGCUGGGGCCCAGGAGCCGGAUGCAGACCCAGGACUCCGGGCAAGCUCUCCGCGCUCCGCUCCAAGGACUACUUGCAUUUGGAAUCAUUCGGUUUAUUUAUGUGCAAUUUGCCUCCCCUCUCUUUGCCCCGCUUUGAGGCAUCCACUCCCCACCUCCCCUUCCAAAAAAAGUGGAUAUUUGAAGAAAAGCAUUCCAUAUUUUAAUAUGAAGAGGACACUCCCACGUGGUAAGGAAUCCCGUCGUCUUGUAGAUUCUCUGUGUGUGAAUGUUCCCUCCUGGCUGUGUAGACACCAGCGUGGCCCCCUCCCCAACUACCCCACCCCCUUCCAGAUAAAGACAGCGGACAUUAGUGUGUAUGUGAAGUGUAUCUUUAAUACUUGGCCUUUGGAUAUAAAUAUUCCUGGGGAUUAUAAAGUUUUAUUUCAAAGCAGAAAACGGGGCCGCUAACAUUUCCGUUGGGGUCGGUAUCUAGUGCUGUCGUUUCUUCUGUGGUUGUUCCUUAUUCGAAGAUGUUUUCAACAGCUACUUGUUUUGUGCACUUCCGUCCUCUAAAGCUAAGUGGAAUUUAAUUAAUAUUGAAGGUGUAAACGUUGUAAGUAUUCAAUAAACCACUGUGUGUUUUUUUUACAAAACCCUAAUCUUUUAAUAGUUGAUACCUCAAAAGAGUUUUGAAAACAAAGCUGUUAUAUUUGUUUUCAUAAUAUUUAAAAUAUUCAGAAGUAAACUAAAUUAUCAUGAUUGCCUCUAACUUUAUUUGAAAGAGUCAGUGGUUCCGACCAAUCAUCAACGUGAGCUCUGGUCCUUGCAGGCUGAGGAAGUCCCUUAAAGAGAAGGGUGCUUGGUGAAAAUCCUGCCAAAGAGCCUGGGGUCUCCCCGCUCCCGUCCCUCCCCCCCCCAGCUCCCAGGAG